CAGCCAUGGAAACGCUCGCUGACAAGAUGCUGCCCUGUGGAGAUGGGGAUGAAGAUGUGCUCCCAAAUAAACGGCAACGUGUGGAUGCUGCAGAUGCGCACUCGCUGAAUGUCAAGGGCUUGGAUGGAUCGACCCUUCUGAUCCAGGUUGAUGAUGAUACAACCGUGGAAGAUGUGUACAAAUACAUCUCAGAAAAGAUCGGUCUGAAACCAGGCAGAAAAUUGCUGCUGACUUCGGGUUGCCGUAUUCUUGAUGCUUCCCGACCACUGCUGCCACAAGUGCAAACAAAGCGCAGAUAUGAGUUUUGUCGUACAGCGAAUCAACGCGUAUGA
Molecule: messenger RNA, 332 nt
Organism: Cladocopium goreaui
Lineage: Eukaryota; Dinophyceae; Suessiales; Symbiodiniaceae
Source: the annotation of a GenBank genome assembly